UACAGAUGAGAUGAUUCAUUUAAUUUGGUACGCGCGGGAAGCCUGCAACGAAUUGGCCGGAUCACAUAGUAAGAUUUGGUCGGCUUUAUAUCAUAUAAGUUCAAAAAAAUUAAAAAAUAAUAAUAAUAACCUAAUAUGCAUGAAGUUCUAUCCAACUCAAUUUAACCCUUUGUCAUGCGAAAGAGGCACGUUGUUCUCUAGGCUAUUCUUCAUUGAUAAGAGUUAUACAUACCCCUUGGAUCCUUUUCCCAGUAACUGGGCAUUUAGGUCCACUUGCUCUCUUCUUAGUUGUCUAGUACACAAGCUUUCCACCUACAUUUCAAUUUUCAAACAUUUUAUAAUUCAGCCUCACAAUGGAAAACCCUUAGCCGAGUCUAGUAUAAUCCUGGAAUACAUUGACCAGACCUGGAAUCAUGCCCCUCGAUUCCCGCCAGAAGAUUCCUACAAAAGAGCUCAAAUUCAAUUCUGGGCUGGUUUUAUCCAGCAACAGUUGUUUGAGCUUCUUGGUAGACAGCUCAGUACAGAUGGGGAAGCACAAGAAAAGACAAGUGAAGAAGCCUUUGAGAAAAUUAACUUGUUGGAAAAAGGAAUGAAAGAAUAUUUUUCUGAUGUGGUUCCAGAUGUUGAUGAACAGAAUUUUGAAUUUUUAGACAUUUUGGUGUGUUCGGUGUUCUGUGUUCAAAAUGUUUGUGAAGAAGUCCAUGGUGUAAAAGUAUUGGAUCCGAAGAGAAACCCCUUUCUGCUUUCAAGGGUUGGCUUGAAAGGUUGA
Molecule: messenger RNA, 769 nt
Organism: Mangifera indica (mango)
Lineage: Eukaryota; Viridiplantae; Streptophyta; Magnoliopsida; Sapindales; Anacardiaceae
Product: glutathione S-transferase U9-like
Exons: 2
Coding region: 11-769 (252 amino acids)
Biological process (GO): glutathione metabolic process
Cellular component (GO): cytoplasm
Molecular function (GO): glutathione transferase activity
Source: RefSeq, a predicted model, not a curated record